Oppiella nova is the source of this 1716-nucleotide messenger RNA. NCBI's taxonomy places the organism in Eukaryota, Metazoa, Arthropoda, Arachnida, Sarcoptiformes, Oppiidae. The record is from the annotation of a GenBank genome assembly.
AUGGACGAGAGGGGAACGCCUAUCAAUAGGGCCCCGUCUGUGGGCGGCAAAGACCUCAAUCUGUAUAAACUCUACCGAAUUGUGGUCAAAAUGGGUGGUUAUAAUCGGGUGACUAAUAAGAACUCGUGGCGCGCCGUCUACGGCAAGUUAGGCCUCCCGGGAGGGCAUACGGCGCCCGGAAAGGAGUCCAGUGCUGUGUAUCAGCUGAAGGCCGCGUAUAAGAAGUUUUUGCACAGUUUUGAUGACUUCUAUCGAAAGCUCGGCUGCACUAUAACUGUCAACAGUAGGACAUCCCGGCCCUCGAGGGGCGAGCGCUUGCGUGAGGAGAAGCCGCCGGUGCUUAAGAAGAGUGUGAAGAAAGAGAGGGACAGUAAGAAAGAGGACACCAAAGAGGAGAAGGAGACUAAAGAGAAGGACAGUACGGAGAAGAGUAGUGCUGUCGAUGUAGUGCCCACACCUCCGCCUACCAGUGCUAAAGGGAAAGACAGACGUGAAGAUAGACGUGAGGAGCGGGAAAAGGAACGGGAAGUGAAAGAGGAGCCCAAAGAGGACACGAAGUCCGCCGCCAAAGAGGUUCCCGUGAAAGAGGAGGCGAGUAGUAGUCGUGUGAAGACCGAAGAGUUGGCGCCCUUUGAAGAACGCAAACGAGGCAGAGGUCGCAAGAAGAAGGACGAACCCAACGAUGAGGUCCCGCCUACCGGUGCUGUCGACGAGGACACGAUGACCGGACAGUCGACUAUUGACGAGUCCGAUGAGGAGGACGACAAAAAGUACAGCAAAAACAAAACAGUGGACGAGUCGAUGAUCAAAGUGGGCGAUGGCCUGAAAGUGAAGUACGGAAGGGGACGACAGCUGAAGGUAUACGAGGCGAAGGUCCUGAAGAUAGAGUUGGAUAAAGAGAGCAACAAAAACAAGUAUUUCGUGCACUACUCGGGUUGGAACUCCCGGUACGACGAGUGGAUCAAGAAGUCGCGCAUCGUUCAGGUGAUCAGAGACCGGUCCCCCCGACGCCGGUCCGGGAAACUCAAGAAUAAGGGCGAGACGUUGACCGAAGUGGCCCAAGUGCCGCCUAACGCGGGCACUGGCGGUGGUUCGGGAGGUCCUCCGGGCGGCGGUGCAGCGCCCGCCGAAAAGUCGGCGCCAGUAGUCGGCCCGCCGGUGCUGUCGUCCCAGAACUCGGUCUCGUCGGUGCACUCGAACGACUCGGCGCUCGACGGCUCCACCACAUCGUCCGUAUCGCCCGCCAAACAGUCGUCGGGAACACCGGCCCCCAAAAGAGGUCGUCCGCCAAAUAGUGUCAAAUCGAGUGUCAAAACAGAGGUUAUUGUGAAGGAAGAGCCGAAAUCUCAGCCCUCAUCGCGUGAUGAGAAACAAUCUCAACCAAAGUCUCCUCCAACAGCGCCUACACCUCAAACGCUGACCCCUUCCACACCAGUGGGACGACGCGGUCGACCACCCCUUUCGGUGAAGAAGGAGAAGUUAACCCGAAGUAAGUCCGUCAAUGAGGAGCAGUCAACGCAGGACUCGAUAGCCACCAGUGCUGAGGAGUCGACCACCAAAUCCAGUGAAGACAAGAAGAGUACAAAUCAGUUGUCGGAUAACGACUCAAACGAUAAGUCUGGCGAAGAGGACAGGGAUGUCGUGAAGACCAAAGGUGUGACGCCACCGGAACUGCACGACGAGAAUACAGUAGAAAAUAAGAUGGCGGACGACGAC